This is a messenger RNA of Polistes dominula (European paper wasp), 1794 nucleotides long. It is a transcript of the gene Zip48C, whose product is annotated as Zinc/iron regulated transporter-related protein 48C. Gene Ontology annotation, cellular component: membrane. Lineage: Eukaryota; Metazoa; Arthropoda; Insecta; Hymenoptera; Vespidae. Gene Ontology annotation, biological process: zinc ion transmembrane transport. Gene Ontology annotation, molecular function: zinc ion transmembrane transporter activity. The record is from RefSeq and is a predicted model, not a curated record.
UCGAUCGUGGUUCUUCAUAUAUGGUGUAACGAACGAGGAACGUUUUCCUAAAUGUGUGGUGGACUCGAAAGUUAGAAUUGACAGAUCCAAGGGCGUAGAUCUGAAAAAAGAGAAAGAGAGAGAGUGCGAGAAAAGCGCGCGUGUAUUAAUCGGUCAGAUCGGGAUGAGUAACAUUGAUGUAUGAAACAAAGAUAACAAGUAGUGUAGGCGGUAGUUUGGUAUUAAUAGUAGUAGUAGACAGUAGAAGAGUGGUAGGUGGUGUUGAUAGUGGUAGUGGUGUUUAAUCAAAGGAAACGAAUAAGCAUAUAAUACUUAGGUUUUGCCAGAGUGUCGCGUUGGAAUGGUGAAACGAUGUUUAGUGGUGUAAUGAUGUUGGUGUUGGAGGUAGUAGUGGAGGUGGUAAUGGAGUUACAGUAUCAGCAUUAGUAGUAGUAACAGUGGUGGCAGCUAAGAUAAGCGCGGGGGACUGAGUGUGGUUUGCCGUUUGUGAUUUUCGCUUCCCGCGAAACAGUUUUCUCGUGGCACACGUUCGCUUCGGGUUUAUUUGCUCGGAUGAUAGUAAUGCAACGUGUUCCUACGAAUUGAAUUAUUUGGUGAAAGAGGAAGAGAAGAGAAGAGAGAGGAGUUAACAAAAUCAAUUGAAAGAGAAGGAAAGAUGUUGAAGGAAUAUUCACCAAUUGUACAGGCCCUUUUAGGGACACUCUUCACGUGGGCCCUUACGGCAGCGGGUGCCGCGCUUGUCGUAGUUAUACGCGGGAAACAGCGAAAACUAUUGGACAUCAGUCUUGGAUUUGCCGGUGGCGUGAUGGUAGCAGCAAGCUAUUGGUCCUUGUUGGCGCCAGCUAUUGAAAUGGCUACGGAGAGCAAAAUUUAUGGAGCCGAAGGGGAAUACGCGUUCGUACCGGUCGGAGUUGGGUUUCUCAUAGGCGCGGCAUUCGUAUACGGAACGGACGUGUUGAUAUCUUCCCUUGGCAUUCAGUCCCCCAAUGUGCUUUUAGCUAUGCAGUCAGUCGGUACGAAACAAAGAGGCAAGGUCCUUGCAAAACUAAAGAGUGACGAGGACUUAGACGAUAUCGAUACGUUUAACGACGUACAGAUUUCCGGUGGAAUGAUGUACACUCAUGUCGAUUCGACUACUAUCGAUGGAUUUUACGAACAAAAUGCAAGAAGAAGACAAGUUGCCAAUAUACAUAGGCCAUCGGAAUUGGCCGAGAUGAGUACAGUUUAUGAAGAUCCUAGUAACGAAAUUAAGAAUAAUCAAUGGAGGAGAAUAUUGCUCUUGGUUGUAGCCAUUACAGUGCACAAUAUUCCCGAAGGCCUUGCCGUUGGUGUUGGUUUCGGUGCGAUAGGAAGCAGUGCAUCAGCUACUUUUGAGAAUGCAAGGAACCUGGCAAUCGGAAUUGGCAUUCAGAAUUUUCCCGAGGGCUUGGCAGUUUCAUUGCCCUUACAGGCAGCAGGGAUCAGCACUUUGAAGAGCUUCUGGUACGGGCAGCUUUCUGGUAUGGUUGAACCAAUCGCUGGUGUCCUUGGUGCUGCGGGGGUGACGUUAGCAGCACCUGCUUUACCUUAUGCAUUGGCUUUCGCAGCAGGAGCCAUGAUUUAUGUUGUCAUUGAUGAUAUCAUACCGGAAGCUCACGAAAGCGGAAACGGUAAAUUCGCCAGCUGGGCUGCCAUCGUGGGUUUCUUGGUGAUGAUGUCUCUCGACGUGGGAUUAGGUUAGGAAAUUGUGUAACAACGUUUUUCGUAAAUGCACACGUUUAAUUCAUUUAACGAUAUACAUAUACAUAUAAAUAA